This is a messenger RNA of Paramecium pentaurelia, 991 nucleotides long. The record is from the annotation of a GenBank genome assembly. NCBI's taxonomy places the organism in Eukaryota, Ciliophora, Oligohymenophorea, Peniculida, Parameciidae.
AUGUCACAAAUAAAUUAUCCAACUUUAGAUAAUACAAAUCAAUAGACUUCAUCAUAAUAAUAGUUUAAUAAUAGUAAUUAAAAUGUGAAAUAUAUUCCUGUAUUAAUACCAACAGAAGGAUACAAUUAAUAUCAGCAAUAAUAUUCAUCAUAAUACUAAUAAUAUUCUCAUAACUAAGUUACACCAAAUUUAGAAUUUUCAAAUAUUCAAACCAAUGAAAAAUUAAUACUUACUACACCUAAUUUGAUUAAAGACAAAGACUUUUCAUAAUAAAAAUAGUUCCUCUUUAGUAUUUUAGGAAUAUUUAUUUUAUGGACUAUUCUUUCUGUUUUCCUCUUUUAUAUAUUGAUGCUGACUGUGUUUUUCAAAUUAAAUAUUAGUGAGAUCUAUUUAAUCUUGGCUAUUUGUUCUUUAAUUGCAAUAGGAGUUCUGAUUAAAUUUGGAAUUGAUUAAAAGUAUAGAAAAGUAAUAAUAAUAAUAAGAUAUUUUAGACAUAAUCCAGUUUAGUGAUACUAUUUGGACUUAUUUUUUGCUACACAUUAUUUUAUAUAGGAAUAUUGUAUUUUUUAUUGAUCUCAGUACAUAAUUAUUGGACAUGUAAAAUUUCAUAUAUUAUUAUUAGCUGUUCUAGUAUAUACUGUAUUCUAAACAUAAAUAUGCUUUAACUUUAUUACAAAUUUUAUAAUAUUAAUCUAUCUCUUUUUUGAAAAGACUAAAAUAAGAGUGAUUUGUAAUUAAAUUAAUUAUUUUUAGAUGUUUGCUUUGUAGAGUUUGCCAUUAUUGUUUUGUUAGGAAUUUUUUAUCCACCCUUCUUCUAUUUACUUAUAGUUAUCAUACCCUAUCCUCUGUGUGUUUUGAAUGUUUUUAAGUAAAUUCUAAAAGGAAGAGUAAGAUUUUAAUAUUAAUCAUCUAGUUUAAUUUAUAAUCAGAUGAAGUAGUUGCAGCAUCCAUCGCAGCAUUUUAUGGCAUGUUUGUUAGUUGUGAAGAUUGA